Messenger RNA from Enterospora canceri, 75 nucleotides. The record is from the annotation of a GenBank genome assembly. Lineage: Eukaryota; Fungi; Microsporidia; Enterocytozoonidae.
AUGCGCUGGGCUUUUCCCAGUUCAGUCGCCCUUACUAAGGGAAUCCCUGUUGGUUUCUUUUCCUCCGCUUAUUAA